Diversispora eburnea is the source of this 1158-nucleotide messenger RNA. Lineage: Eukaryota; Fungi; Glomeromycota; Glomeromycetes; Diversisporales; Diversisporaceae. The record is from the annotation of a GenBank genome assembly.
AUGACAAAAAAAUCAAAUUCUUGUAUUUUCGCUUUAACGUUCUUGGCCUUUCAGGUCUUAACAAUUAAUGGUAUGAGUGGUGUUAACAUUCUGAAUUCAGAUCACUCCUGGUACAUAUGUAGUCCAAUUCCGGUAAAUGCUAUCGAAUUUACAUGGGAAAUAAUCGACACUGGUGUUGUAUCAGAUGCAAAUGGCACACUUGUUCAAAAUCCAAAUCCUUCGAUUAUAGAUUCUACAAGUACAGAUGAUGGUUGUUAUGGUAUUGUUACUAAUACCACCGGAUUACAAGAUUAUUUGAAUGGUCUGGAUUUUGUAUUUGCUUCAGGACUUUCUUGUAUAAAUAAAACAAAAUCUUGCACACAAAUUGGCAGUUUAACCACUAUUACACCUUUAUGUUUACUUAUUGUAAAUCCUACAACCAACUAUAAUUAUACAUUUCAAUAUUCUCUUUUUUUUUAUUUGGUUUCAACGACAACUAGUACUACUAGUAAAACAACAGCUACAGUAAUUACACCAACUAUAAAAUCUACUCCUAAUCCAAGUGCAAGAACCACUACUUCUUCUAAAAUUACAAGUACAUCUACAUCUACAUCCAAAACUAGAACUAAAGAUGGUCCUCUUGCAACAAAUGAUGUAAGCAGUUCAAAUAGAGUAAAAUCGUCAAUACCUUUAAAUUUUCAAUUUAGUAAAAAUCAAUCGAUAUUAAUAAUGGCUAGAUUUAAAUCUUUUGUCAUUAUUUUUGGACUUUUUUUAAUCAGUCUUACACACAAACUUUUCGCUAUUCCGAUCUUUUCUGCAUCUAUUAAUAAACGACAAGAUUGUGAUAACUAUAAAACAGAAUUAUUUUCAAAAGAAGUUACAAUCACUGUUACAUCUAGUUUAUGUGCAUCAGAUGGAGAUACCGAAAUUUAUUGUGGAGUUCGUCAAAAACCAUGUUUGAAAGCAGAAUUAGUAGAUUUUGUGGAUGAUAAAUACAGUUAUUUGACUCAAAGUCAAAGUUUUGUUUCAAGUCAACGUUCUUUUGGUCAGUGUGUAGAAGGUCCUCGAGAUGCAGAUAAUAAUAUUAUCAUUACUGACACAUGGUAUUAUUAUGAUGAACUUAAGGGAUGGUUUUGGGCUGGCGUAACUGGUCAACCAAAAUCUAGUUGUUCUCCGUAA